Messenger RNA from Urocitellus parryii (Arctic ground squirrel), 2642 nucleotides. RefSeq names its product programmed cell death 10 (gene Pdcd10). NCBI's taxonomy places the organism in Eukaryota, Metazoa, Chordata, Mammalia, Rodentia, Sciuridae. The record is from RefSeq and is a predicted model, not a curated record. Gene Ontology annotation, molecular function: protein kinase binding. Gene Ontology annotation, cellular component: FAR/SIP/STRIPAK complex. Gene Ontology annotation, biological process: positive regulation of MAP kinase activity; regulation of Golgi organization.
AGGAUUCCGGACAACGCCUGGUUCCUCUCGGGUCCUUCCGGCGUCGCCGGAGUGAAUUGAUCCGGGAGUUGAAGAGGGCUCCAAAGGUGGGAAGUGAAGUCAGUGCCUCAUUUGCCGGUCUGUGUAUGUUUUGUGCCCAGCUGUUUUAUAACACACAAAAAGAGAAGAAAUUUGCAGUGAAUGAAGAUUCCUCUGCAUUUUAGCAUUGCUUUUUCUACUGUAGUUGGUUUUUGAAUGAGGAUGACAAUGGAAGAGAUGAAGAAUGAAGCUGAGACCACUUCUAUGGUUUCUAUGCCCCUCUACGCAGUUAUGUAUCCUGUGUUCAAUGAGCUAGAAAGAGUAAAUUUGUCUGCAGCUCAGACACUGAGAGCUGCUUUCAUUAAGGCUGAAAAAGAAAAUCCAGGUCUCACACAAGACAUCAUUAUGAAAAUUUUAGAGAAAAAAAGUGUAGAAGUUAAUUUCACGGAGUCCCUUCUUCGAAUGGCAGCUGAUGAUGUAGAAGAGUAUAUGAUUGAACGACCAGAGCCAGAAUUCCAGGACCUAAAUGAAAAGGCACGAGCACUUAAACAGAUUCUCAGUAAAAUCCCAGAUGAGAUCAAUGACAGAGUGAGGUUUCUGCAGACAAUCAAGGAUAUAGCUAGUGCAAUAAAAGAACUUCUUGAUACAGUGAAUAAUGUCUUCAAGAAAUAUCAAUACCAGAACCGCAGGGCACUUGAACACCAAAAGAAAGAAUUUGUAAAGUACUCGAAAAGUUUCAGUGAUACUCUGAAAACAUAUUUUAAAGAUGGCAAGGCAAUAAAUGUGUUCAUAAGUGCCAACCGACUAAUUCAUCAAACCAACUUGAUACUUCAGACCUUCAAAACUGUGGCCUGAAAGUUGUAUAUGUUAAGAGAUGUACUUCUCAGUGGCAGUAUUAAACUGCCUUUAUCUGUAAAUUUUAAAGUUUGACUGUAUAAAUUAUCAGUCCCUCCUGAAGGGAUCUAAUCCAGGAUGUUGAAUGGGAUUAUUGCCAUCUUACACCAUAUUUUUGUAAAAUGUAGCUUAAUCAUAAUCUCACACUGAAGAUUUUGCAUCACUUUUGCUAUUAUCAUUCUUUUAAGAAUUAUAAGCCAAAAGAAUUUACGCCUUAAUGUGUCAUUAUAUAACAUUCCUUAAAAGAAUUGUAAAUAUUGGUGUUUGUUUCUGACAUUUUAACUUGAAAGCGAUAUGCUGCAAGAUAAUGUAUUUAACAAUAUUUGGUGGCAAAUAUUCAAUAAAUAGUUUACAUCUGUUAAACAUUUCUUUACUUGAAAAAAGAUGCAUAUAUAUAUGUGUGUGUAUAUAUAUGAUCAGAAGACCAAGACAACUUGGUAUAAUAUCUAAAGAACUUCUAAUGGGAACUUACUAGCAGUUUAUCAAAUAGUAAAGCAACAAGAAUUCCUAUUUUUUGUCCUUAAUCACUUUGGGCAAAAAGUAGUCAACAGAAAUAUUUUUGUUAUUACAUAGGGGGUACUGAAUAUUUUUCCAUUAUUUCCAGUCUGUUUUAAGAGACUUCUGAGAAAGAGAGAGCAGUUUAUAGUGUCUUCACACUAUAAUGCCACUUUUGGAACCAUGUAACAUUGUAGAUUUUACUCUGAGAAAUUAAGUAUUUCUGGUAUGCUGGGCCCUAGUAAGCUUUGCACAUCUCUUUUUCAAAAAUAGCCACAAUUAAUAGUAAUUUAAAGUUAUACCAAUAGUUGGUUUGAAAUUGUCUUGAGUGUUACUAUUAUAUACACUCUUUAAAUAUGUACAAUUUUGUUUCACCAUAGAGAAGUUUUAAGGAAAUUAUGUAUUAAGUAUUCAUGUUACGUGAUUUCAUUUUUCAAUUAUAAAAUAAAGGAAAAAAUCAGAAUUUGUUUAUCUUUUAUAAAGAUAUUAAACUAAAUUCCUGUUGACAAUAUAAUUUUUUGCUAUAAUGCAGUUGUUAUUUUUUGCUCCAUUUUUUCAAAAUGGAUUUUUAAAGACUUAUUAUCAUUGACCACAUAAAAGUAAAUCAUCUUGUUAAAUAGAAACAAGAAAUAUGUGGGAAGAAGCAAAAACCUCGAUAGAUAUUGGAUGAGAUAUCAUAAUUUAUGAACAUUUUACUUGAUUUUUCUUCAAGGAUACAUCGCCAGUAAGACAAAUAGAAUUGGUGACUUUACUAUUUAUUUUGGGCAUAAAGUAUCAUUCACUCUUAGAAAAAAAAUAAAUGAUUAUUUGCAGAACAGACUUGUGAAUAUAUGAAGAAAGAAGAGUUUUAUUUGGAACAUGCUUUUCUUACAUAAACCAAAUACUGUCAUUCCUCCUGUUUUAUUUUCUUAACAGAACUUGGCAGUUACCAGGCAUGUCCCAAAUCACUUGUUUUAUAAGCACUCUUUCUCUUUUAUUGCCGACCAUCUCUGGCCUUCUGUUUUCAUGAACUAUGCCCCCAGAAAGGGGGCUAAUUUUCAGAACGUCUUUAUUUGGAGAUUUUGCUGUUUGGGAUGUUUAAAAUACUCCUUCCCAAUACUUAASAACAUGAGUUUGUUUUUUUGUUUAGUUUUUUAAGAUUAUAUAUUAAUAAUAAUCAGGACAUGUGGCUGGCAAACUAAUGUAAGCCCUUUAUAAUUUUUUUAACUAUWUAUGGAAAUAAUUUCCAAUUUACA